AUGGACAAGUCUACGGUAUCGAAUUCAACUGAGAUAGCCAAAAUCAAAGGCGCCUUGUCGUCCUUCAAUUUUGGUGGUAGUCUGGUCGAGAUAACCGCCCUGACAUCGUUGAUCGGAUCAACAGCCGCGGAGUCGUUAGCACUAGGUGAAAAGGGGCCCGCUGGCCUCGUAUGGGCAAUGAUGACUGUGUUUGGAGCUAUACCUGUUGUCAAGCUGUUUAUUGCGACAUCAACUCCUGGCUGGUUGCGCGAAAGCAUGGGUGUCAGCAAUGCGAAAUCAGACGCUGUUGUCGGGUUGUUCCAAAAUGCAGAUAAGAAUUUCAUGUUUCAUGAUCGUAAAGAGCCCGCGAUAGCCGUGGAGAGUGAGAUGAAGAGCGCUCGAGGAUCCAGGAUGAAGGAAGAUUCGCCGAUCAGUUCUCAACGCCGAUUCGUAUACGUUUUUAAUCAGCACACGAUCAGUAUUCUGAACUGCAUUCCUUCCAGCUUUCCCGGAGAUGAGAUAAAGAUUUACUCUUUCGUCGAGGAUCCGUGGCGAGACAAGAGAUACGCUUCGUGGUUUUCAUACGUUGACUGGAUGCUUCUCGCUGCGUCUGUGAUGGGAAAGCUGGGCGAGUUCACUCUGCUUUGGAAAUACGAUGCCUGUACACUUGCUUGGGUUUCCCUCGCAUCUUGGGUGUUUUAUUUCACUGCUGCCGUUAUCUUGCGACUACAUGGCCUCUGGGGGAACACUAAGAAAUCUGAGAUUGACAUUUUAACAGGUACUCUUCCAACUUGCUCUUCUGUUGGCGUGGAUCGCAAGAUUAUCCUUGGAAUACCCAAAAGUGCGCGAGUUCAUUUGAUUUGGAGGAUCAACUGGAGUAUUGGUGCUAUCAUCGGCGUUUCUACCGUCGUAGCAACCUAUGUCUCUCUCAUUCAGUCGACCAGCAACGAAGGAUUCCUGAUCUGGGCUGGAUUUCAGGUCCUCUGGCUCAGUAUAAGGUCCGCAGUCUAUUACUUCCUUAGUAAUAGAGAGGGACACUAUCACGUCGGGUUAGAAGGGAGGCCAUGGAGGAAGGUCAACGUACAGGACAGAAGCCGAAUACGCCGCCUUGUGUAUACGCUAUCAAAAUAUCAAAUACAGCAGCACCCCAGAUCACCACUCAGUUACGAGGAUGAUAUCGUCGCGCCCGAAAACCUUGAAAAUAUCCAGUCGGAAUAUCCUGCGUCACCUGAAGACAAGAAUGUUACUCUGUCGAUUCAGGGUGUCAUCCCCGACACUGUCCUUUCUAGUGUAUCAUGGGUUUUCGGGUGUAAGGAAGGCGGAUUCGACUUUUACGACACUUGUAUUAUUGUCCUGAAGACCUCCAACGGAAUAAUAUCGAUACCCGCCGCCCGAGCACUUUCCACGCGGCAGCUUUCCGGGCAGCCUAAGCACGAUUCAGAAGAAGGCAUUGAUCUCAUACAUCUCCCUCGUGGGGGCUCACUGCCUCAUGGAAGCUCAGCCUUCCCGGAUAAUAGCAUUGAAGUGAAAUGGUGUUAUUGGAUCCCGUGCUCGGGGGGACGCUGGCUGCACUUCAUAACCGAACAAUCGAAAAAUCGAGGACAAAGGGAAGCGGCUAUCCUCACAAAUUAUGAGGUUACGAGAAUAUUGAACAACGGCAAAAUAAUGAACAUCAGUUUGAAGCAUGUUGAUGAGGUCAAAGAGAUUGUGGACUAUUCAACGAUCGCAUGUGGACACAUGCAGGCCUUGCUGAGAUGA
Molecule: messenger RNA, 1737 nt
Organism: Penicillium cosmopolitanum
Lineage: Eukaryota; Fungi; Ascomycota; Eurotiomycetes; Eurotiales; Aspergillaceae
Exons: 2
Coding region: 1-1737 (578 amino acids)
Source: RefSeq, a predicted model, not a curated record